CGGUUCACACCAGUUCACACCAGCUCACUGUGACUUGGAAAGUCCUCAGGUUUCCUCAGAUGCCCGAUGGAGGGGAAGAGAGUGCUCGCGCUGCUCUGUGUUCUGUGGAGCGUUUUCUGUGUGACGGAGUGUGUGAGGAGAGAUGACACGAGACGCCGGAGACGUGAGACGUGUGCCGAUGAUGGGCUGUACUCAUCAAGUAGUGGAUUACAGUGCUGUCGCUGUCCCAUAGGUCAUCACUUAGUGAGUGACUGCACUUCUAAUGGAACUGCUCCGGAGUGUGAAGCGUGUGAACCGGGAUCAUAUCUGGAUCACGCAAACGCUCUGUCAAAAUGUGAACCCUGUAAGACGUGUGGCGUCAAUGAUAACAUGAUCGAAGAAAAAAGAUGUACGUCUGCCUCUAACGCCAUGUGCCGCUGCAUGGACGGUUAUUACUGCGAUAAAGGAGCGGAGUGUAAAGUCUGUUACCCCUGCAGCACGUGUGAGUUUGGGAUUAAAGUACCGUGCAACCUCACCAGCGACACACAGUGCCACGAACAAGGGCCCAACAUCACAACUGCCAGCAUCAUAAUACCGAUCCUAAUAAUUGCACUCAUAAUAAUAAUAAUAAUAGCAGCAGUUGUUUAUCUGUGGAAGAAAAAGCUGUUUUGUUUUAAACCACCGGAACCACCGGAAACUUGUGAGCCAUUGGACCCGGACAUUGAUAAAGAUUUGGAUGGGUUCCUGCCUAAAAUAUCGGAAAUCCUGGGUGUCCGCGUGGUCCAGAAGGUUGUCAGGCAACAACGCCUGCUGUCUGAGGCUGUAAUAGACAAUAUAACGGUUGAAAAUCCUCAUGACGCGAGCGAACGAGCUUACCACCUGCUGAAGGCUUGGUAUGAGAAACACGGAAAAACAGGAGCUUACAGAACGCUGCGUCAGAACCUCAUCGCCAUCGGCAAGAGAAGUAAAGCUGACGAGGUGCGUGACCUCAUCGGUGAAAGAGUAAAUAAUAACGCGAUGGAGAACAACAGUGUCGUGUAGUUCUCUCAAGGGUCAUUAAAGACAAUCCAGGAAAAACGAAAUCUUUAAAAACCUCGGACAGUUUGAAGGAGACGGAGUUGGCUAUUUUCUAUCGUCAGAAUUUCAUCUGCUAGUUCAAACGUUGCCGUUCUGGUCACCUGAAAACCGCCGGGCUCCGACACGGACAAGCCUGCAGAUGAAUGAGUUUACUGUGGACGGUACCACACAGGAACCAGUAAGAAUGUUGUGGAUGUUCUUCCUCGGAUAGCCUCAGGAUCCCAAUUACUACACACGAGAAACGAUUUCUAUCCGUUCCCCGGAUGAGGACGGGUUCCCUUUUGAGUCUGAUAAAUUGAUACAUUUCCAUCUUGUCCACUGUCUAAACAAAACAACUGCGCAAAACAAAUAAAACAGAAUUUAAACUUUUGCAAAAACCUUCGCUUUUUACAUCAAGUUCUUAACAAACUGUCGUCGUUUUUUUGUUUGGGGUUUUUUUUGUUCUGUAGUUUUGUAGUUCAACACUCAGCUAUAUUUGUGCCAUCCUUAGAAUUAGGCUCUUUUUAAUAAAUAGCUUCAUGUUUGUUUGUAUGUGUAUAUAUUGGUGUGAUGGAGCUCGUGCCAAAUUUAAAUAAAUGCUGUUGAUUUUCUCCUGUUAGAUCUCUGCUUGUUUCUUUGAUUAACCUUAACCGUACAAUAUUAUUAUACUCUGCUGCGUUAUUUACACAUUAUUUUACUAUUAUACACGACUAUAAGUCUAUACACUGCUAUACAAUUCUACACGUCUAUAUUAUGCAUACACUACUAUACUAUUAUAUAUGACUAUACGAUUAUUCUAUGCUAUGUUAUUACACAAUGUAUAUUAUUAUGUAGUAUCUGUUACAAUCAUACACUAUACUAUUCAUUAUCAUUAUAAAUUGGUAUUCUAUUUACUAAAUUAAACCUGGCUAUGUUUACAAUAUUAUACACUGCUAUACUCUUACACAAUGUAUACUAUUAUACACUGUUAUAAUCAUACACUGCUAUACCAUACAAUCCAACAUUAUU
Ictalurus furcatus (blue catfish) is the source of this 2043-nucleotide messenger RNA. It is a transcript of the gene fas, whose product is annotated as Fas cell surface death receptor. Gene Ontology annotation, molecular function: protein binding; tumor necrosis factor receptor activity. The record is from RefSeq and is a predicted model, not a curated record. Gene Ontology annotation, cellular component: external side of plasma membrane; membrane raft; CD95 death-inducing signaling complex. Gene Ontology annotation, biological process: motor neuron apoptotic process; activation-induced cell death of T cells; negative regulation of apoptotic process. The transcript is spliced from 8 exons. The coding region runs from base 67 to 1020 and encodes 317 amino acids. Lineage: Eukaryota; Metazoa; Chordata; Actinopteri; Siluriformes; Ictaluridae.